ACUGGAUCUAUGACGCUGCCUGCGGAACGUGGGUUCGGGUUAGAAAGCAGCUGGGAGAAGUGCACCCAGGCACCGCUGGACCAGGAGGAGAAGCAGAGGCGUCCUUUUCCCGGCAGGAGAGCACGUCGUCUAGCUGGCAGGGCGACGCUGCGUCAGCGAAACAGGUGCACCUCACAGGUAGCGGAGCUGCUCCUUCGGAUCGCAGCGUAGUAGAGGGGUCCUCAGAACGCGGAGACGAAGCCGAGAU
This is a messenger RNA of Amoebophrya sp. A25, 247 nucleotides long. The record is from the annotation of a GenBank genome assembly. NCBI's taxonomy places the organism in Eukaryota, Dinophyceae, Syndiniales, Amoebophryaceae.